Messenger RNA from Acipenser ruthenus (sterlet), 3889 nucleotides. RefSeq lists its product as uncharacterized. The record is from RefSeq and is a predicted model, not a curated record. NCBI's taxonomy places the organism in Eukaryota, Metazoa, Chordata, Actinopteri, Acipenseriformes, Acipenseridae. The coding region runs from base 873 to 1946 and encodes 357 amino acids. The transcript is spliced from 3 exons.
GCGAGAGUGCAUGCUAAAACUUUACUUAAAGUUUAACUCGGUCCCUCUUUCCAGUGCUGUGCUGUGUCUAUGUUGGGACAGGGGACAUCCAACCAAUCUAAGGUUGUUUUGGGACAAGCAGUUCAGCACUCUGCCCUUGAACCACCUAGAGUGAAUUAUUAACUACUUACAAUGCUUUACUACUCGUAUUCAAAGACAGGGAUCGCAUUUUAUACAACAGAGAUUUAUCAAUCGCAAUAGGGGUCGAGUGUAGGAUUUGUUCGAUUGUUAUGAAUGCAUUUUGAAUUGCUGUAACUAAUAAACCUCAAUAACGCGAGUAGCAGCGUGCUUGCGUAUCACUUGCAGCAGUUGUUUACAGAUCUGUCCAAUUUCUAAUGACAUUUUACCAAACAUUGCGUUGUUGAGAAACAUGAUGUGGACAACCCUGCUUGUGGAGUAACAAUCCAGCACCGGAAGAUUAAUGUUUAAUUAAAAAUAAAUGUUAUAACUUGCAUUGUUCUACGUGACAACCCCUGAACGUCAUUGUUUGUUUGCCAGCCAGUGUAAACUAGACUGUGCAACAUAAUCGGAUCCGCCUCUUUGGCCAUUCAGAAUCACAGCCAAACCAACUGCCACGAAACCUUGCUAACCACCCACCUCCAGAACUGAACUGCCAGUGAUUCGUGUCUUGUGUAUGUGUGUUUUGAAAAGGUAUUAUGCCAUCUCCGGCGACGUGUAAGGUGCUCAGUGAACAAGGGAACUAGGAUUUCGUGAAUCAAGUCUCCCAGAGGCGUACAUUUUUCAAGAACCAGACAGAGGAGGCGCAGGGCUAAAUAGAGAGUAGCGGUGGUUCUACAGUAAUAUAGGCUAAGCAAUAAAGCCGCAUUUGCUUCAUGGGGGUGGGUGAGGAAGUAGAGAGGGCGAGUCGCGGCUCGGACUCAGAAUCACAGCAAGACGAUGACCCGACAGAGGAGGAAUUCCAGCAGGUUUUAAAAGACAUCGGCGGCAGGGAAAGGAUUUUCUUAGUUAGCGAUGUUUUGGAGAAAGGUGACGGGAGCGAAACCGGUUCGCUGGAAGAGUUCGUGAAUGAGAUGUUCCCGUCGGGAUUAAAUACUACAACAGGUACUAGUGAUGAUGAAACUUGUGUUGCAAUCAAAAACGGUUCAAUUUCAGCAGGAGGGGGAGGUGACGGGAGUGUCAUCGGCAACGUGAAUGCAAGCAACUGUGCGGGUAUUCCUGGCGAAGAAAUACAACCAGGUGAAAAAGACGAAGCGGAUCCAUGUUCCAGCGACGACGCCAGCAGUAGCGCUGCCAAGCCGGCGACCGGGCUGGUUAAGUGCUCCCAGCAGAAAGGAGGGGUCGAAACACGCAGGGCGUAUGGCAAAGCGUGCAAAGGCACACAGCGAGCCAUAGACUGCCCGUUAAUCGUUUUUGUUUUCAGGCACGAGUUUCUGCUUCACCCUCGAAACAGGGUUUGCCUGAAGGAGAUUCUCAAGGACGUGAGGGGUCGCAGUCGGGCUGCGGGUGUGCAGCCGGCUCUGCUCGGGCUGGUGCACUCGAGAAGGGAAAGCGGGGACAGCUGGCAGUCCGUCCGGCUGCUGGAGCAGCUGCUGCAGAGAGUUUUCAAGGGGCACCCCGGUGAGGCGAUGUGGGCUGGUCACUUCAUACCGAAGAAUCCGGGGUGCACACUCGAAAUUAAGAGAAAUGCCUGCAAAGCCAUCCGAGCCUCGCUUUGCACAGAAACAGGGGACAGUAGAGAUAGAGGAGGCACAAUGUCCUGGGUUCGGAAGUGCUUCCCCUGGCAGGCACGAGAGAACAGGAGGAGACAACCCAACUGCAGCUCCAGCACCAGCCGGCAAGGUGUCCAGCAGAGCAGGGAAGAAGCCGUCCCCUUGCGCAUCAGCAGGCCUGUCGCUGAGCCCCUGAACCCUUCCUGCAUCGCGAGCGAGCAAGAGACCCAGGCCUGACCGAGCGCACCACACCCCUCCCACCCCCACGCCUGCUUCCCAAUCAUCCAGCCCCCUGGCAGUCUUAAUACCCCUGGAGCCAAGCCCUUCUGUUACAAUCACAUAGAUCUAAGCAAACCCUUAUAAAAGUGACCCGUUGCAAAGUGUAGUAACUCAUGAUGAAUGCAUGAGGAAGCAUUGGCAAGCAUUGUAAAGCCCAGAGAGGUAUAGUGAAGCAUAUUAAAAUCCAGGGCAAACUGUAGUAAACUUUGAUAAAUGCAUAGUAUACUGUAAGCAAAUUUACCUUACAGAUUUACCAGGGUCAACUUUUACAAGGGAACUCAAACAGGCAUAUAUGUCUUUAUAAAGAGAGCACCCAUUUAGGGGAGGGAUAGUGGGGUUUGGUGUGGCUGUGAUUGCCUUACAUUAUGUGAAUUACUGUGUACUACUAGACUGCAUUUAUUGUAAAGCUAUGCUGUUACAAAGUGACAGCAACGUUAGAUCAAAUAGUGACAUAGAGUAUUUGCACUACCUUUCAUUUCUUUUUGUUUUAAUUAUGAGCUAUAUUAGUUCAGACAGAUCAUGAUUACAUAUGAGGUAGGUCUGUCAAUAGGAAUGUGUUGUGUUUCUCUCAUCGCAGCUCUACACUGAGUCUAGCAUUCUUCUGUCCCAGACAUUUAGGUAACAGUAAAGGUUGUGUUAUUGCUGCUGUGAUGACAUAUUUGACAUUACUAUGUUUAACUGGCCAAAAGAAUAUCUUGUCCAUAAUUGUAAAACACUCGGAUCACUUCAAAGAGAUGUCUGCCCCGCAGUGGGCUGUUUUGUCCUUUUUUUAUGAGAUAACUGGUUUACAUGUAAAAAAAAGAAUAGAUAAGAACUGUGAGACAGUUCGGAACUCUGAAACUGUGAGAUCGAUCGGAACUCUGAAACUGUGAGAUUGCUCGGAACUCUUGAUCAGGAAUCUCAGCCUCACUGUUGUGUGGUCUUUGGCACCACUGUACCAAAUGCUCCUGUAAUUCAUUCACAUGGUCAAGUGGUUAAAGAAAAGGUCAAAUCCCACCUCAGCCACUGACUCAUUGUGUGACCCUGAGCAAGUCACUUGACCUCCUUGUGCUCCGUCUUUCGGGUGAGACAUAGUUGUAAGUGACUCUGCAGCUGAUGCAUAGUUCACACACCCUAGUCGCUGUAAGUCGCCUUGGAUAAAGGCGUCUACUAAAUAAACAAAUAACAAUAAUAAUAAUAAUGAACAUCCACCUGCUCUGUUCACUUAGGUUUCCUGACACAAAGGAAGGUCCAUUGCAAAGGUUUACAACAUUUUCUACCUAAAAAUAAAAAUACUCAAAAACAACUUAGAUUCCCGUAGCAAAGCACACAGGGUUGUCUUCUCCCAGUUUAGAUUCAUGAGACACACGCACACAGUAGCUGCUUGUCCUGAUUUGAACCUCUUCAGAGCUGGUUCUGAAUCCAGUGCAGUACGGAGGUAUUGGACACAGUUUGGGGGGGAUCCCAUAUGCACAAGUCCUUGCUGCGCUGUUCUGAGUCCUACAUGACUGGAGGUUAAGGGGUGAAAGAAAGUUAUUGCUGUUCUGGCUUUAUUUAUGUUGCCUUUGAAGGAUGAACCUUCUAAUGUGACCUUUGUAACUCAGCAUGCUAUCUUGUGUAAACGUCCUAAACAAACAAGCAAUGCCUGAUUGCAGAGAACGGCAGCUUGACAUGACCAGGUUACAGAUGCAGUAUGUUGGUUAAAAGAGUGCACUGGCCAAGGUACUUUUAAUAGAAGGUGUUUUUGGGGUUUUUUUGUAUUCUUUUAGGAAUUACUUUUUUUUAAUAAAAAAUAGAGCUUUUAUUCCUCAUAGUUUUUGAAUGUUUUAUUAAAAUAUAUAAAUUGUUUAAAAUAUGUUUGUGGAUUACUGUUUUUUUUUCUAAUUCCUAAACAGUGAAUAAAAUGUAUUUAGUGCAAUGUA